GGCAUCAAGGCUUCCUCUCCCAACAAUUUGUUGGUUCACCAGUAACUCUUACAAGUACUUUACUACCUAUAACACAUUCGUUCGCAAAUUUAUCCAAUAUAUCUCCGCUGAAGAAGGUAGAUCUAGGUAAUAAACUUGCCGAAAAGUUCGGAUAAAUAAUGAAUAAAUUUGCGUAUAAAUGUGUUGCAUGUACUAGUUAUUGUACUUAUUAAAUUCGCAACAGGCGUUACCAUUCUGUUAUUUUUACUCGUAAUUAUCUUGUACAAAGUAUAAUCUGCUGCAUUCAAAAAACACACGCACACAAAACAAAAGUAAAAAUACCUAUUUUUAACACGUGAUCUCAGUUCGUUUUCUUUCUAUUCAUAUUUUAUUGUAAAGCUAUACUUUAAACGUUUGUAAUAAUGAUACGUAGAGUGAUCGGAAGCUACUUCGUGACGAUUAUUUUGUUUUGUGGAAUUUUCGCCAAACAUAAUGAUUAUGUCAGAAACGAAAACGAAACGUAUUCAGAUGAUGUCGAUUAUGCUGAAUCAGCCUUUCUUCGAAAGAAAUGGAUUUCGGAGUUAUUCCUCGAGGCACAGACAAAGUUUAAAAUGGAUCCUACGGAGAACACUGCGUGUAAAAAGGAUUUCGAUUUGUUCAAGUUACAUCUUAGUAAUCAUUCUACGUGGGCGGUCAAAAUGAUGGAAUCAUCGGAAUGGCCAUUAGAUGGGAUUUUUUCUGGAACGGUCGAUCAUCUGGGAAAUUAUGACCAGUGUUUAGCAAUUUCUUCAUACAGCAUCAAGGGACAAUACUGUUUAGCCAAAGUAGCCUACAGUUAUUCGGAUACUGCACACAGUGUAGUACUCGAAAGAUUUGAUCACAGAAUUUCAGCUUGGAAUGCUUUAUCUAUGUAUGAAAAUAAUCCGAAUCAAAUCAAUAGAAAAAGACUGACAUUCGCUUUGUGUGUACCAUCAUCUUGUGCGCCAACCGACUUGAAUGCGACUUUGAAUAACCUGUUGUAUCCAAUAUUCAAAAAUAACGGACUCGAUGUGACGAUUGAUGUGGAUCCUAUAUUUUGCAAAACGCAGGACGAUAUCGUUUAUCCGUCAGGAUUUUAUAUUGCGAAAUGGUCGUUUUUAGCGUUUUUUGUGUUAGUGAUUUGCGCGACUUUAUAUGAUAACGACUCUGAAACGGACAAUGAAGGUAAACAUGAACGGCAUUUCUUCAAAGAGGUAUCCGAAAUUUUCUCCUUAAGCAGGAAUUUCAAGAAGUUGAAGCAAUAUAACGCUAAUGAAAGUGCAGGACUGCAUUUUGGGAAAGUUCUGAAUAUGCUAUUUACUAUCUAUGGUCAUCGAUUUUUUUACAUGCUCAGUUUUCCUUCAUCCAAUGCUGUUGUGAAAGAACAAUUUUAUACUGGUUUUGAUUUACUCCUAACACACAUGAACAUCGUUGUGGACGCUUUUUUCUUCAUUAGUGGUUACUUGACAUUUCGUUGUGAACUUCAAUCUGUGAAGAGAGAUGGGAAGUUCUUCUUGGUUACUAAUAUCCUAUUCAGAUGGAUGAGAAUGACUCCAGUAUUUGGUGUUUUGGUGUUAUACGUUAUAUACAUAUUUCCAUACACUGGAGAUGGUCCACUUUGGAAUUAUGAAGUAUUGGGUGAAGUCGACAAAUGCAAGGAGACCUGGUGGGCCGGUUUAUUUGCCAUCAACAACAUUGUCAGAACUGAUCAACUGUGCAUACCUGCAAGUUGGUACAUAUCAGUGGAUAUUCAGUUGGCUGUAAUUGGAGGAAUCUUAUUGUACAUUUGGUCAAAAAAUACUAAACUUGGCAUUUUCUCAGUUGGAGUAACAUUCAUCACUUCCAUUGUGGUGACAUUCAUGAUUGCUUAUAAGAACCAGUUAUACGGACUGAUGAGAAUACAAUUAAAUAUAAUGAAAAAUGUACGGACCAACCCUGAAUUCAUUGAUUUCUACACUUCAACAUUUGCCAGAUGUGCUCCUUAUUUAAUUGGAUUUAUGACCGCUUAUGUUGUUCAAUCACUGAAUGAAAACAAAAUCAAAUUUACCAAAAAAGAAACGUGUUUUUAUUCACUUCUAGCCAUUUUCGUUAGUGAAGCGUGUUCAUUUUACGGACUUGUGUUUUAUGCAACCGACAGACCAUAUGAUAGAUUUGAAAACGCUUUGUAUGCGGCUUUAAAUCAUGUAAUAAUCAUGGUAAUAUAUGCUGUAUUGUAUUGUCUUUACAUGACAUCUGGAUUAGGUGUUUUUGAUAAUCUUAUCGGAUGGAAAGUAUGGAUUCCCUUUGGACGUUUAACAUAUUCAGUUUACUUGAUAAACACGAUAGUUCAAUUGUACCACGUUUCUUCUCAAAAGCAGCCGUUUGUGUUACCUGACAGAAUAAAUUUGGUAUGGUGGUUCCUAGGCGAUGUGGUGUGGUGCUACUUGAUGGGAUUAGCUUUAUAUUUAUUUGUCGAAGCUCCGAUUAUGAACUUGAGAAUAUUAGUUAAAAAACAAUUAUCGAAAAUGUUCAUGAAGUCUAAACCAGAUAAACAUAUCGCAGAUGGUGAUUCAAGGACACCUAUAAAGCAAUAACUUUCCCAUUACCAGUUGAGACGAGUUGAAGUACCUAUAACUACUCGCUAGAAAUAUUUGUAAUUCGUGAAUUAAAUUUUUCAACACCA
Messenger RNA from Planococcus citri (citrus mealybug), 2659 nucleotides. Its product is annotated as nose resistant to fluoxetine protein 6-like. NCBI's taxonomy places the organism in Eukaryota, Metazoa, Arthropoda, Insecta, Hemiptera, Pseudococcidae. Bases 402 to 2570 code for a protein of 722 amino acids. Gene Ontology annotation, molecular function: acyltransferase activity, transferring groups other than amino-acyl groups. The transcript is spliced from 13 exons. The record is from RefSeq and is a predicted model, not a curated record.